GACCAAACACAAAACUUGAGGCCCUCGUUAUCCCAUCACCCUCUCUAGAUAAAGCCCGAGUCCCCUUCUCAUCCCUCUCCAUUCCUCUCCAAUCCCUUCCACUCUCCCAUCUAUCAUACCCUAUCUCCUCAUUCUUCUUGUCCAUGGCCUCAAUGACUAUGCUAGGCGCGGCCCCAACCACCACCAAAGCCCUCUUCUCCUCCCCUUCCUCCCCCAAAAUCCCGAAAUCAUCUCAAGUCAAUUCCUCAAAUCUCCUAUCCUCCUCCCACUCCAUAGUCGGCUCCACUCUACCCCACACCUGCGAACACGGCAAGACUACCCUCACCGCCGCCCUCACCAUGGCCCUCGCCGCCUUGGGCAACAGCGCCCCCAAGAAGUACGACGAGAUUGACGCUGCACCGGAGGAGCGAGCCAGAGGUAUUACCAUCAACACCGCCACCGUCGAGUACGAGACGGAGAACCGACACUAUGCCCACGUCGACUGCCCUGGUCACGCUGAUUACGUCAAGAACAUGAUCACCGGCGCCGCCCAGAUGGACGGAGCUAUUCUGGUUGUUUCUGGCGCUGACGGUCCCAUGCCUCAGACCAAGGAGCAUAUCCUUCUUGCUAAGCAGGUUGGAGUCCCCAACAUGGUUGUUUUCUUGAACAAGCAGGAUCAGGUUGAUGACGAGGAGCUCCUUCAGCUCGUUGAGCUCGAGGUACGAGAGCUUCUAUCCUCGUAUGAAUUUCCUGGUGAUGAUGUGCCCAUUAUCUCCGGCUCUGCUCUCUUGGCUCUCGAAGCUCUGAUGAAGAAUCCGGCUAUUAAGCGAGGAGACGACCAAUGGGUUGACAAAAUCUACCAGUUGAUGGAUUCUGUUGACAGCUACAUUCCAAUUCCACAGAGACAGACUGAUCUCCCUUUUCUCUUGGCUAUUGAGGAUGUGUUUUCAAUCACGGGCCGUGGGACCGUCGCCACUGGUCGUGUGGAGAGAGGAACUGUCAAGGUUGGAGAAACCCUCGAAAUCGUCGGUCUCAGAGAGACACGAUCAACCACUGUGACAGGAGUGGAGAUGUUCCAGAAGAUUUUAGACGAAGCUUUGGCCGGAGACAAUGUUGGGUUGCUGCUCCGUGGCAUUCAGAAGGCGGAUAUUCAGAGGGGGAUGGUGCUUGCGAAGCCUGGUACUAUUACUCCCCACACUAAAUUUUCAGCCAUUGUUUAUGUGUUGAAGAAGGAGGAGGGUGGCCGACACUCGCCCUUCUUUGUUGGGUACAGGCCUCAGUUCUAUAUGAGAACUACCGAUGUGACUGGGAAAGUCGGUGCCAUUAUGAAUGAUAAGGAUGAGGAGGCGAAGAUGGUGAUGCCUGGAGACAGGGUGAAGAUGGUGGUGGAGCUUAUAAUGCCGGUUGCUUGUGAGCAGGGGAUGAGGUUUGCUAUCAGGGAGGGUGGAAAGACAGUCGGGGCGGGAGUUAUCCAGUCCAUCAUUGAGUAAUUGGAUAGGUUCCUAUUCCUUUCUUUCUGUCUGAUUAUCAGGGUUAGAGGAUUCUAUAAUCUUUUCUUGUGCUGUCAGCAGAUUGAGUUGAAACCAGGACUCCUGAUAAAAUCUGGUGUAGGGUGGUGAGUUGAUGCUGCUGAUGAAACAUACCUGGUCUUUGACUUACAGUGAGUGAAGAAGUCAAUUUGCACAAGACAGUGGGCGAUGAUAAUUUAUGAAUAUUCUUGAUAGAUCAGUGGUACUGUUGAGUUUCUUGACAGUGGGCGAUGAUAAUUUAUGAAUAUUCUUGAUAGAUCAGUGGUACUGUUGAGUUUCUUGUCAUGUCUUUCUCCCUUCUCAUUGAUGAAACAUGUUUUAGCAACAAGUUUCUUUCGUUGUUUCUUGGGGUAAAUGCACUUUUAUUGUUCCUUCAGGUUAGUUUCCAUCUUCCCUUUCCUAAAAAAGGCAAGCUUUGCUCAUUUAUACUGAUGAACAA
Molecule: messenger RNA, 1947 nt
Organism: Asparagus officinalis (garden asparagus)
Lineage: Eukaryota; Viridiplantae; Streptophyta; Magnoliopsida; Asparagales; Asparagaceae
Product: elongation factor Tu, chloroplastic-like
Exons: 2
Coding region: 144-1469 (441 amino acids)
Biological process (GO): mitochondrial translational elongation
Cellular component (GO): mitochondrion
Molecular function (GO): GTP binding; translation elongation factor activity; GTPase activity
Source: RefSeq, a predicted model, not a curated record